AAAUGCCUUAGCCGUGGCUGCCUCUGUGUUGGUGCCUGGCGCUGAUACGAAGUCCCAGGGUGAUGCAGCCAAUGCUCCAGAAUCCUCAUCACUUGAGGAAGCAGCCACCAGGGUGCCACCACUGGGCAGCAUGACAGAGCCAACAGUUCCGGAGCCACCUGGUUAUUCACCUGCAGAAAACCGAUCUCCGCGUUCCCUGGAGGUUGACGGGGACGACGAGGUAACACCUGCUGAACCCCACGGUGCUGCCAGGGCCGCCGGUUGUGGCGAGGCUGGGGACAUCCCUCCGCUUCUUGCUGUCCGGGAUGGUAAAGUUCAUCUUGGACAUGGGAUCAUGGUGCCUGAGGCCACACUGAAUUGUGCGGCCGCCAAAGCUACGACCCCUGGCCGCUUUUUAAGAAUAAUCAGCCGCAGACUUUGGAAGCCCGAGGAACUUUAUAACCGGAGCGUGUCAGGACAACCCUGCAGGAGCCACCUGAAGCACGGGGCAGUGGGAAAGGCGCCUUUAACCCCUGAAAAAAUUGACGCCCUCACUGUUGCCUUCAGCCGCUGUCCCAAAAGGGCCCCCAAGAAAGACAAGAAGGAAGGUGGAAAGCAGGGGCAAAAGAAGCCUGCGAGGGAACUCUCCGUGAAGAAGGUCGUAAAAAAGUUAAUGGGGGACUUCAUGGUGGAGAAGAACAGAUCGGCCGAGAAGGCCCAAGGCAUACAGAAGAAGGUCCCUUCUCACUGCUUGGAUGCUGAGGAAGACAUGUAA
Messenger RNA from Ixodes scapularis (black-legged tick), 754 nucleotides. RefSeq lists its product as uncharacterized. The record is from RefSeq and is a predicted model, not a curated record. Gene Ontology annotation, biological process: negative regulation of DNA-templated transcription. Bases 131 to 754 code for a protein of 207 amino acids. Gene Ontology annotation, molecular function: DNA binding. Lineage: Eukaryota; Metazoa; Arthropoda; Arachnida; Ixodida; Ixodidae. The transcript is spliced from 5 exons.